Musa acuminata subsp. malaccensis (wild Malaysian banana) is the source of this 1914-nucleotide messenger RNA. Its product is annotated as pyruvate kinase, cytosolic isozyme. Gene Ontology annotation, cellular component: cytoplasm. Gene Ontology annotation, molecular function: potassium ion binding; pyruvate kinase activity; magnesium ion binding. Gene Ontology annotation, biological process: glycolytic process. The record is from RefSeq and is a predicted model, not a curated record. NCBI's taxonomy places the organism in Eukaryota, Viridiplantae, Streptophyta, Magnoliopsida, Zingiberales, Musaceae.
ACGCCCCAAACCACGGUGAAGGCGCGCUUCGCUAACUGACCGAGCUCAAGAAGAGAGGGAGGGGGAGGAGGACGCGAUCGAAUCUAGGGAUUCCUUGCCGGGAUGGCGAACAUCGACAUCGAGGGCAUCCUGAAGGAGCUGCCCAGCGAUGGGUGCUUGCCGAAGACGAAGAUCGUGUGCACGCUCGGGCCGGCGUCGAGGUCGGUGCCGAUGCUGGAGAAGCUGCUCAGGGCCGGCAUGAACGUUGCCAGGUUCAACUUCUCGCACGGGACACACGAGUACCACCAGGAGACCCUGGAAAACCUCAGGAUCGCCAUGCACAACACCCAGAUCUUGUGCGCCGUCAUGCUCGAUACCAAGGGGCCUGAGAUUCGCACUGGCUUCCUGAAGGAUGGGAAACCUAUCCAACUUACGGAGGGUCAUGAAAUCACAAUCAGCACUGAUUACAGCAUCAAGGGCGAUGAAAACAUGAUUUCUAUGAGUUAUAAGAAGCUUCCUGUAGACUUGAAACCUGGAAACACCAUAUUGUGUUCAGAUGGUACGAUAACCAUGACUGUGCUGUCAUGUGACCCAGAUGCUGGAACUGUAAGAUGCCGUUGUGAGAAUACUGCAAAGUUAGGUGAGAGGAAGAAUGUCAAUUUACCUGGUGUCGUGGUGGAUCUCCCCACACUGACAGAGAAGGAUAAGGAAGACAUCCUAGGAUGGGGUGUUCCCAACAAAAUUGAUAUGAUCGCCCUGUCCUUUGUCCGUAAAGGUUCAGAUCUUGUUACUGUUCGAGAAGUUCUAGGGUCUCACACAAAAAACAUAAAGUUAAUGUCAAAGGUUGAGAACCAGGAGGGUGUGAUCAAUUUCGAUGAUAUACUGAGAGAGACAGAUGCCUUCAUGGUUGCCCGAGGUGAUCUUGGGAUGGAGAUACCGAUCGAGAAAAUCUUCCUCGCCCAAAAGAUGAUGAUCUACAAAUGCAAUCUUGCUGGCAAACCUGUUGUCACAGCCACUCAAAUGCUGGAAUCCAUGAUCAAGUCCCCUCGUCCCACACGAGCCGAGGCCACCGAUGUUGCAAAUGCCGUUCUGGAUGGCACAGACUGUGUCAUGCUCAGCGGUGAAAGUGCGGCUGGUGCAUACCCAGAGAUUGCGGUAAAGAUCAUGGCUCGGAUAUGCAUUGAGGCAGAAUCCUCCCUUGACAAUGAUGCCAUCUUUAAGGAGAUGAUAAGGUCUGCUCCUCUUCCUAUGAGCCCAUUGGAGAGCCUUGCAUCAUCAGCAGUCCGGACAGCUAACAAGGCCAAGGCCACAUUGAUCGUCGUCUUGACUCGUGGUGGCACCACGGCCAAGCUGGUGGCCAAGUACCGGCCUAGAGUUCCGAUCCUGUCUGUGGUGGUUCCAGUGCUGACGACAGACUCUUUCGACUGGACUGUGAGCGACGAGAGUCCCGCAAGGCACAGCCUCAUUUAUCGGGGUCUUGUUCCGCUGCUGGCGGAGGGUUCUGCCAAGGCUACCGAUUCCGAGUCCACAGAGAUGAUCCUGCAGGCAGCACUCAAGGCGGCAGUGGAUAAACGACUCUGCAAGCCAGGUGAUUCCAUCGUUGCACUACACCGCAUCGGUGUUGCUUCUGUCAUAAAGAUCUGCAUCGUGAAAUAAUUCAUGCAUAAUGCGAGAAAAUGGCUGCGGCUUGUCUUGCUGCAGAUUUUGCUGUGAAUUUAUGCUUCUGAGUUUUGUAGUAACAACGAUUAGCCCAAGCUCUGCCUGCUGUUUUCAGGCAAAUUACUACUAGUCAUAAUGAGCUGGGAACCAGAGAACCCUGUUUCCUUUCAGUUCUAUGUUUUCCAUGGAUUGCAUGCUUUAAACAAGCAGAGAGGCAGCUGAUGCAAAUCAAAACUUGUGAUUUCUUGUUAUUUGCAACCAAUCUGUUUGUUUCUA